GUCGCUCCGCCAGAAGAUCCGCACCGAAGGACCAAAAUUUUGCCGCGGAGAGCCAGCACAGGCCCCGCUCUCGAUUUCGACGGUCUAAAUGUGAACCGAACGCGCGUCCAGCUGAUAAACCGGAGCGGCCGACAGUGUACCGACCAAGUACGCGGACAGUUUGCCCCGUGAACCGAUGAGAUAUAGCUCACACGCGAACAUGGCUUCCGCGCUCCUCCUCACCAUGCUCAACGUGUCCAUCAUCGGGUGUCCCAUGUCGAUGGACAUCCUCCCCUGCACCUGCAAGAUGGACAUAGGGUCCCACGUGAAGAACGUUCAGUGCACCGGGUUGAAUUCCUACAACGACGUCUACACGGCCCUGCACGGGCACUUUGGCGCGCACGAGAGGGUGGCUCUGAAGGUGCUGGGCUCGAAUCUGCACGACAUGCCGCCGGGGUCUUUCAAGAAGCUGAACAUGUCCAUCGUUAACCUGCAGCUGAACCACGACAAUCUAGAAAAGGUAGAUACAGACGUGUUCGAAGGACUGCAAGGAGUUACCUACUUCAGUUUAGCAGACAACUACAUAGAUCAGAUACCUGAACAUCUAUGGCCCCACCUUCCGAAUGCUGGAACUCUUGAUUUUGGACGGACCAAGAUCAGAGAACUGAGGGAGUCCAAUUUCAAAGCAUUACCACACCUAACAGCGCUUAUAGUACCUGGCUGCAUGAUAACGAACAUAGAAAAGAAUUCUAUUCCGUCAGAAGUACAACGACUCCAUUUAGGCAGAAAUUCUCUGACCACACUCAACGGCACCAUCAGGAACCUGUCAGAUCUCAACUGGCUGUUUAUCAACGACAACGACCUGACAGACUUGGAGGAUGAACUGCCUGAGGGGGCGCAGAGGCUGAAGAUGAUCCACGCCUUGAACAACAAGAUCGAGAAACUGCCGAGAUCUCUGAUGACCCUACCAGCGUUGGAGACCAUUUUUUUGCAGCACAACAAACUGAGGAGCCUGGAUGGAUGUCUAUCGAAAUCUAGGAGGCUGCAGAGGGUCUACCUUGACAACAACAUGAUCGACACGCUAACCGAAGACGACUUCAAAGAGGCGGAGUCCUUGGUUCAUCUCUUGCUGGGCUUCAACAGGAUAACCUCUCUGAAUAAUUCGCUGUCGGGUUUGAGAAACCUCCAGUUCCUCAAUGUCACCACCAACCUCAUGGAAGAAUUUUCGUUUGAGGAGAUAAAGGGAUUGGAGAAACUAUCAGCUAUAGAUCUAUCGUUCAAUAAGAUAUCAUCGAUAAAAGGACCGCCUACGAAUCUAAUCGAAUGGAACAUAAAAUUGUCGGACCUGAAAUUGGACCAUAACGAGAUCGACUCGCUGAACGGAAGUCUGUCUGGGCUGAGGGAACUAAUCAGGCUGAACCUCAGCUUCAACAAAUUGAGGAAAAUUUCCCCCGACGAUUUCAUGGGGUUGGACAAGCUGAGUCUGCUCGACCUCUCCCACAAUUACCUGAAGACGUUGGAGGAGAUGAGCGGGACGUUCCUGCCCAAGCUGGAAGUGCUGAAAGCGAGUCAUAAUCAGCUGACCAUUCUGGAGAAGGACUUCCAAGGUCUGCCUAUACUUUGCCAUGCCGAUCUGGCCAAUAACAAUAUCAUAGCUUUGGGUCGCGAGCUGGUCAGUAAAACUAGGUGCACCCUUGGGAAUGGGGCCAAUGAGGGAACCUGGGAUACGUUGAAGAUUUAUCUACAAGACAAUCCAAUUCUUUGCGACGCCGCAUUACCCGAGAUAUCCGCCUACAUGGAGAUCAACCACACCCGGAUAUACGGAAUCUCCCAUUGUCCCCCUUUGAGCGAACAGCCCGUCACCAGCAAACCCAACGGCUUCCUAGGUUACAUCCCAGAAACGACUGCCACCCUUACUGCAACUUCGCCAAAGACCAUCCAAUUAUCAAAACCUCUCCCUCUGCAAGAAUCCCUGGACCCACUAGUCACAAUAUCCAACUCCACCAUCAACGAUUCCAUCAAAUUGUCAAAGCUUGCUUCAGAAAUACAACAAAUAAAGAAGAGGGUCGAAGAACUCGCUACUCAGAUAGAAACGAAGCCCGAAAAACACGAGGAUUUGGGUGAAAAUAGAAAACCGUGAGGUGGUUUCAGUUAAACUUCAUUAAAGGCCUUAUUAAGUUGAUAUUUCGAAUAUUUAUUGCUAGUCAUCUUAGAGCUAUCACUUUGUCUUUUCUGGAGUAUUGAUUAUUAAUUCCAAAUUAUCUUAGUAAUGAUAAGAUAUUGUCGAGUAUUUUCUCUUUCGAAAGCAAGUUAUCAAAGCUUUUACGAUUGUGAAGAGCGCCAAAUCAAAAUUUCUACAAAUCAUGAUCAAGUAUUAUGAAUGAACCAGAACCAGGGUCCUAGAGAAAACCUCCGAAACAUAACAUACUUGAGAAUAUUGAAAUUAUCUGGUAUUAAAAGAAUAUAAAUCAAUUCGACUUUCAAUCUGCAGAAAAACGUCCAACAACUGACCUUAUAUAAUAGUACAUUUAUAGGACCAAUUUAGACUUAGUUAUUUUAAUAUCACCAUCCUAAAUGCUCACCAACUUCCCAGUUUUAAAAGCCAAGAUUUUUUGGAAGUUUCAUCAUAGCUUAAAACAUGUUAAGUAGAAUUUGGAGAUAUGAAUUUAUUUACAACACAAAUAGAAAAAACUGAUAUUUUUAUUUAAUGUAAAGUAUUUAAAUUGUAUCAAGUAAUGUGUUACAAGUCAUAGUGUAUUGUAUAGAUAGUUUUAAAAUAUUUAAUAUAUAUUUAUCACAACUUCUUUGUAUCGUAUCCAAAUAGUCAAUAUCAUGAAUCCAAAAA
Messenger RNA from Coccinella septempunctata (seven-spotted ladybird), 2824 nucleotides. RefSeq names its product leucine-rich repeats and immunoglobulin-like domains protein 3. The transcript is spliced from 7 exons. Gene Ontology annotation, molecular function: protein binding. The coding region runs from base 176 to 2119 and encodes 647 amino acids. The record is from RefSeq and is a predicted model, not a curated record. Lineage: Eukaryota; Metazoa; Arthropoda; Insecta; Coleoptera; Coccinellidae.